AGUUGAAUUCGCUGGCCGGUGGUCUCUUUCUCUGCUACAAUCGUGGGACCUUUGACAUGUUAAUUCCAUCUUCCAUAUCGGAUACGGCCAUACUGUUUCGCAGAUGAGAGCAAACGUGUUUAGCCCGAUUCUACCGUAGCGGCCAAGGAUGGAAAGGAGCAGCUAUUUCAACUUGGACGCUCAAAUCUCUGGGUCGCUAUCAGGGGAGAAUGGAGCAGAAAAGAAAUAUGAUCAGGAUCGAGCGGGAGCCCGUCAUCUUGACAUCCAAGCCAAAGCUUGUCAAAGUCCUCACUACCUUGUUCUCGACGGAUGCGGACAGGGACCUGUUCAAGGCUUUGUGCGCCAGGAUUGAGGCUUGUGUUCGUGCUAAGUAUCACGACCUUUUCGAGGAGCUAAUGGCAAGUUAUUUUCGUCUUUCUUUUCUUAACAAAACUUAAUGCAGGAGCUUCAACAUUUGUUUGAUCCGCACAAACCUCAAGACAGGGAACCUUCCUCGACCGACGAGACGAGGUUUCUCGAGAUGUUUCACCGUGAGGCACGCUGAAUUGUCAGUAGUGAUUUCGCGUUUUUACCUCUUUUUACAGAUAAUGACAAAGAGCAACUUCAAAGUUCUUAAAAAGAAAGAAUGGAAGAUUGCUACUUCGAGCAAAUACGUUCUUCGUCUUGAUGUCAAACUCAACAAGCAUAGACUUGAUGACAAGCUCCUGAAGAAGUACCCUAGAGUUACCGAGGCAGGCGACGAACAGCUUUUUGAGAACAAGUGCUUGAUUUACAGGAGAGGCAUUGGGUGUGACACUGCACAAGGCUACUAUAUGCUGGCCAAAGUUGAGGAGAUUCAGAAAAGUUUUUGGAAGAUGAUUCUUAGACUUUGUAUUGGCAAGGAGGAAGAAAAUUUCAUGCAUGAAGAACCAAAACCGGACGAUAGAUUUAUGGAGAUGGAGCGUAUUCAUGUAGGAGACGUGCGAAUCAAGCAUUUCUUUCAAAAGGUGGAGCUUCAAGAACCAACUUUUAGCCAGGUAAUUGUCAUCUACAGAACACGCGAUGAUCCUCGCGGUAUUCACAUCAAGCAAUUCAAAGACGUACCAAUGGCUGAUUUGGAGCUUGUCCUGCCCGAGAAGAAAUCACCGAGCCUAAGCUGGUCUGAAUGGAUAAAGCUCAUCGUUUCGGGUGUCACAGGAGUGGCUGGGUUUUGGGAAGCCUUUAAGAAAGGCCACUCUUCCUUUGUACCACUCGCCUUCACCAUCCUUACAGCUUUUGUUGGAUACUGCUUCAAGGUGUAUUUCACGUUUCAUAUCAAUGUUCUGGAGUACCACAGGCUCAUCUCCAAGUCAAUUUACGACAAGCAAAGCGACAGCCACCUUGGUACCCUGCUACACUUGUGCACGAACGUAAUCAACCAGGAAACAAUGGAAACUAUCAUUGGAUACUUUGUGUUACUUGUGCUAGGGACGGCCACAAAACAGGAGUUUGCGUUGCAUUGUAACUAUCUGAUGGAAAGAGAGUUUCAAGAGAGAUGCGAAUUCGAAUAUGACGACGCUUUGGACAAGUUGAGAGCUUUCGAGUUAUUAGACGAGCGUGGCGAUGACCGCUAUCAGUGCCUCAAUCUCGAAGAGGCCAACGAAAGACUACAGGGCAAGCUGAAAGAAAGAGCUUAAAAGAAGUACCACCAGUCGUUGGUAUAUCAUCUUCC
Messenger RNA from Selaginella moellendorffii, 1690 nucleotides. RefSeq lists its product as uncharacterized. Bases 588 to 1655 code for a protein of 355 amino acids. The transcript is spliced from 15 exons. The record is from RefSeq and is a predicted model, not a curated record. NCBI's taxonomy places the organism in Eukaryota, Viridiplantae, Streptophyta, Lycopodiopsida, Selaginellales, Selaginellaceae.